AACACUUGUCCAGAUACCAGGAAAGACCGAGUUGCAUAAGAGGAGCAGCAGAUAGAUGCUGCAGGUGUCAAUAAAGUAAAGUGGAGAGAGCGCGCGGACCUUUACGCACGGUUGGAUACAUCGAUCCAUGCGAACACUUCACAGCUUUUUCUGUGAGCGAGCGACAGCGACAAGGAGACAUGUUCCCGUUGCCGAUGUUCACACCGGACCAGGUCGCCCGGGUGUGCGAGAACUUGGAGGAGACCGGGGACAUCGAGCGCCUCGGCCGGUUCCUCUGGUCCCUGCCCGCCGCGGUUCCAGGCUCCGCCGGGGAAGCGCUGAACCGACACGAGUCGGUGAUGCGAGCCAGAGCUCUGGUGGCUUUCCACGGGGGGAACUUUGAGGCUCUGUACCAGAUCCUCCAGAGCCACAGGUUUACGCGCGAGUCUCACGCCAAGCUCCAGGACCUGUGGCUGGACGCGCACUACCGAGAGGCGGAGAGGCUGCGCGGGCGGCCGCUGGGCCCGGUGGAGAAGUACCGGAUCCGCAAGAAGUUCCCUCUGCCCCGCACCAUCUGGGACGGCGAGCAGAAGACGCACUGCUUCAAG
This is a messenger RNA of Paralichthys olivaceus (Japanese flounder), 587 nucleotides long. Lineage: Eukaryota; Metazoa; Chordata; Actinopteri; Pleuronectiformes; Paralichthyidae. The record is from RefSeq and is a predicted model, not a curated record.